AUGUCUUUGAGAGACGCUCUAGAUAGUUCAGUGGAAACUACACCUCUCCGCGCACAAUCUAAUGCACCAAGGGAUGAGUCUAUUAUUGCAUCCCUGGAAGCAGAUACUAAUGAGGAAACCGAUGACAACGAAGAUAGCGUUAGUGAGGAUGAUGAUCUUCCCGUGGUGGUUCCAGAUAGACCUCCAGAAAAUCGCCUGCUACGUAAUACGCCAUUAAGCGAGUCAACACUAUUCAAUUCGCUAGAUAUCGAGAUAGCAGCGACAAACCUUUAUAACGCGAAGGAGGAUUUCAAAAAACUCAGCGCUAAACAACGUAUCAAGGUCACCGAGCACACUCUUCGUAAGGCCUGGAAGGAUAUUAGUAUUGUCAACACAUCUAAUAUCUAG
This is a messenger RNA of Talaromyces stipitatus ATCC 10500, 387 nucleotides long. RefSeq lists its product as uncharacterized. The coding region runs from base 1 to 387 and encodes 128 amino acids. NCBI's taxonomy places the organism in Eukaryota, Fungi, Ascomycota, Eurotiomycetes, Eurotiales, Trichocomaceae. The record is from RefSeq and is a predicted model, not a curated record. The transcript is spliced from 2 exons.